Messenger RNA from Siniperca chuatsi (mandarin fish), 14440 nucleotides. Its product is annotated as spectrin beta chain, non-erythrocytic 1. NCBI's taxonomy places the organism in Eukaryota, Metazoa, Chordata, Actinopteri, Centrarchiformes, Sinipercidae. Gene Ontology annotation, molecular function: phospholipid binding; actin filament binding. The record is from RefSeq and is a predicted model, not a curated record. Gene Ontology annotation, cellular component: plasma membrane; Z disc; cortical actin cytoskeleton. Gene Ontology annotation, biological process: actin cytoskeleton organization; muscle cell development. Bases 155 to 7372 code for a protein of 2405 amino acids. The transcript has 34 exons.
CUCCACUUUCUGUUCAACCCUCCACUUGCCUGCUGAACAUAGACUGGACAAACAGAACUGGUGAGUGAGGAGAGUGUACAAAUGAAUGUGACAGACUUUUUUCAGUGCCUAUUUGGACUUCAGCUUAUUUUGUUUUCUUAACUGGACACCAGCAAUGUCUGAAAGCAUUGUGAGGAAGGUCCAGCCCUUCACCAUUGGGACGAGGCUGUCAGUCCCGGCUGUGCCAAAAUGCCAGGAGUUUACACAGAGUUAUCUGCAGAGCCAGAGUCUGGAUAACUGCACUCUACAGCACAACCUGAACUCGCUCUACCUCAGUCGAUCCCAGGUCUGUGCACAUGGCCCCUGCCUCGUCUCACCCAUCGUCAAGCAGGUAGCCCUUGUGAAACACAAACAGGAGGACAUGGCAGCUGAGGACCACCUGAACCAGAAUGUUGCCUCUCCAUCUGCUGUCUCCAGAUCCAUCAAGAAGAUCACAAUCUCCGGGAGUAAAGACAGAUCAGAGAACAAGGUGUCAGUGGGACCAGCACCGCUUUCAGUCGCAGGGUCCUCGUCUGAAAACAACAAUAACAACAACAAUGUCACCAGCACAUCCGAUCCACAUCUGCCCAGGAUUGUGGGUGUGAGCUGUGAGAAUAAGCCCAAUUCUCACUUCAAGGUUUUACUCAGACCAGACAGCAGUGAUGAAUUUCAGGCCACGCAGGGACAAACCAGGCCCAAACUGGACGGACAGAAAUCCGUCCAACAGAUUUCAAUGCCUGAAUCGCAGAAGAAAGAGCCUCAGAGGAAAGAAAGUCAUCUACACACACAGAAUGAAGCGUCUGCAGCUGUUAAGUCCCAGAGUGACUGCUUCACUCAUCGCAACUCACUCUUCAACAAGGAAGUACUGCAGGCAGAGGCGUGGAUCAAAGGCAAGCUGCAGGACCUGAAGGAUGGAUGUGAUAUUCAGCGCUGCCCCCUGCAGGACUGGGAGGAAGCCUCGCAGACGCUUCAGAGAGACCUCAAAGACUUUGAGAACACCCUAAUUCAACUCAGCCAGAUGGGUGAGCAUUUGAUCUGUAAGCAGAAUCCCACCUCUGAACUCGUGAAGAAACAGCUCAGCCAGCUCAGGGACCAAUGGCAGACCCUGAAACAGACGGCUGCGAAUCAGACGAGGGCCCUGGGCGGAGCCAAGAUCCUGCAGGAGUUCAACAAAAAAGUGGACAAGCUGGAGGCAUGGAUUAAAGAGAAGCAGGAAGAGGAGCAGUCUCUGGUGAAUGUCCUCGGGGAAAAUGUUGACAAAAUGCAGCUGACCAGGAGAAUUUUAGAUCUGAAACAGGAUGAGCAGCUAAACAGAAACCUCCAUGAGGAGAUCAACCACUUGGCCCUGAAACUGGAGAAACACGGGAAGACAGAUGGCAAAAACAUCUCCAGCAGGAGGAAACACAUCAAUAAAAUGUGGCUGAAGGUCCAGUCUCAUCUGAAAAACUACCAUGAAACUCUUCAGCUGGCACUGGAGGUUUCCUCGUUCUACCAACAGGCUGAUAAUACGUUGUUUGCUAUUAAUAACAUGAGGAAAAGCAUAUCUGCAUCCGAAGAGCUGGACAGCUGCGGAGAUAGAGAGAUACGUGACAUCGCCAGUCAAAUCAUGAUGCUAGAUGUGAGCGUGUCCCAGCUGUCUAAUCUCCAUCCUGCCCUGGCUGCCGGCGUCACACAGAAGCAGAGUGAGGUGAAGGACUGCUGGGCGCUUCUUCAGAAGGUUUUCAGGAGUGACAGGACCACACUCUCUCCCACUGGCUCCACUUUCACCAGGGAAGAUGCUGACCCCCUGACACCGGCCCGAGAACCCCAGUGCAAUGUGGGAACAGAGGCACAAAGAAUCAUGGGAAAGGAGGUGAAGGAGGAGCAGAAUCGUCUGAAAGGCUGCGUGAGUACUGUUGAAUGUGGGAUUGGUAGGAGAACACCGGGCAACCAAAGCCAGGAGCAGCAAUCAGUGAACCACACCUCUUCACCCAUGGGAGACGGCCCUGCCUUUGCAAAUGAUGUCAUCGUCAGACAUCAAUUGAAGGGGGAAAGCAGGAAGCCCAGAGCAGAGCCCAAGCUUGCCACCGCCCCGCGAGGCCACCCACAGCUUCAUAUACAGCUCCAGAAGUUCACCGUGUCUGCUGACAAGACUUUGUCCUGGCUGAAGGACAAUGUGUCCAUGGCCACACAGGUGUGUUCAAUAGCUAACUUUGAGGGGCCAGAGGCAGCCAGGAGGUGUCAACACGCUCUGGAACAAGAAAUCGUCACCAACAGGGCCAGGAUAGAAGUGGUCAAAAGGGAGGGCCGCGGGCUAGUCCGUGCACAGCACCCAGGCAGCGCCAAGAUCGAGGAGUUCCUCGGCCAGCUGGAAGUCCUGUGGGAAGAGCUGCGGAGGAGGCACCAGAGGAACGCUGUGUUUCUACAGGCAUCAGAGGAGCUGGGUUUUAGGGUUGUAAAAGUGCUUCAGGCCCUGGGCAGCCUGGAGGCCUGGCUGGAGUCCGUGGAGCUUUCCAUGAAGGAAUCUGCUCUAGCCGGUGACCCUGAAACAAUGAGCAUGGCUGAGAGGGAGAGCUGUCUGCUGGAGAAAGAGGUGGCAGCACGCAGCCUGGAGCUCAGUGCUCUGAGGCAGGAGGUGGACCGGCUCCACGGCCACAGUCCCCCACACACACGAGGCCUGCCAGCGCGAAUGGAGGAGGUGGAAAGAAAGUACCAUCGUGUCCAAAGUGCCCUGACCCAGCAGAAUUCAGAGCUGCAGGACACACGAAUGCUGACUGAGUUCCUGGAGCGUGUGGAGCUGGAGGAGAGCCAGGAGCUCAGCGGUAGUCAGUACAGCCUGGGCCAGCCUCUUCACAGUGAAAUUUCCUCAGCUCCUACACUGCUGGGACUCCAAAGCAGUGGCAGUGGUGAGCCCCUGAUAGAAAGCAUGGGGGACCCUGUGGAGGAACUACGAGAGGCUGUAGAGAUGCUGAAUGACACUGUUCGGGAAAGAGGCCGAUCUCAGAGCCACGACCAGGCCAUCCAGGAGCUGCUGAGCAAGCAUGCCAGCCUGGCGGUGCGAGUGGAGGAGUGCUUGUGCUGCAGCAAGGAGCUGAGCCUGGACAUCCUGGAGAAGGAGACAGACAUGGCCGUCCAGUGUGAGCCAGACCGCUGCGGCCUAGAGGCUCUGCAGGAGAAGCAGGACCACCUGGAGAUUGACUAUGAAAUCAUCAGGGAGGAGGUAAAGGAGAUGGAGAACCAGGCUUCUCGGUUGGAGGAGCUGUGCCCAGAGAGAGUGCACGUACUCGGGGCAAAGAUCCAGGCUAUGCUGCAGGGCUGGACAGAGCUGGGGAAGAGUGUGACGGAGAACAAAUCACGUCUGCAAGAGUUUGUGCAGCUCCAGGACUUCUUCAGGAGCUACCUUGCCAUGAUCUCAUGGACCGAAGACACCAGGUCGUGCAUUUUCUCAGAUACCGCCUUGCAUCUUGGGAAAGAUGGCCAGAAGCCACUUGCUGCAGAGCUGGACAUGCAGAUAGAGCACAAGUUUGAGGAGUUUGAUGAGCUGGUGGCCACAGGGAGGAACCUUUUAGACAAAGAACACCACCUCACGCAGAUGGUAAGAGAGCGCAUGGAGGAACUGAGGAGUAUGCUUGGGUGGAUCUUGGUGCACUGGAGGGCUCAGAAACAACAGUGGCUUCACAAGAAGAGCAGACAGGAGCCUUCACAAGAUAACAUUUAUUCAGAGGCCACAAUGUGCUCUCCAUUAACAGAGAGUUCAGAGCUAGAAGCCUACCAGUCCCACCAGUCCCCGUUCGUCACCUCCGAUGAAGACAAGUUAAAGGCAGCAGGAGACAGCCAGCCCUCAUCCCUGCCGCCCAGACAAGCUGAACAGCAGGAGGAGAAGCAGUUGGAGGAUGGAUAUGAGGUCAUGAACAGCAUCGGGCCAUGGGGCGGCGAGGCCACCUCCUCAAAGUCUCCCAAACCCUCCAUUGUGGUCCUCAAAGAGCCCAGCAGCCCUGCUUUAGGGAGCACGGUCAACCUCAUCCUUAGCUUUGGUAACACAGGGGAGAGCCAGGUUCAGGUGCUUGAUCUGCCUGCUAGGACGGAUGAGGUAGUGGAAGAGACCUCUGAGCCUGUCCACAGGCCCACUAUGCCUCAAUCUACUGCCUGUAAAAGCUUUUGGAGGCGCUGCCAGGGGCUUUUGGAAAAUACUUUGGGUAGUUUAAAGCGAAAGAGAAAGAUUUAUCAACAGAGUGCAAACGAGGUAAGUACCUACUUGCAUGUCAAGGAUAACAACUUGGCCGUGGCCCCUGUGUAUGAGAGUAUCACCCUUCCCCGCCAAAAGCGCUGCUCUGCAGCUUCAGCCUCCCCUACUUUCUUGCCAUCCUCCUCCUCCUCACCAUCUUCCUCAGUGUCUGCACCUCAGAUGGCUAACGUGACCUUCCACCCUUUGACGGGGAGCGGCACCAGCUCCAUCUUCAGCAGUCUUAAGAGAAUGGGCAAGAAGAGAAAGAGGAAGAAAGAUGCACGCAGACACACUAUCCAGAAAAUCAUGGGAGUGGAAGAGCAAACAGAAGGGUUGCCGCACUAUGCCUGCGAGACAAUCACAUAUGACACACAUACAUGGCCACUGAAGGAAGGCAGAAGGAAGAAGAGUUCACCAAAGAGUGGGGAUGGGGUAGAAGCUAUGGCCUAUAUGAAGAAUCCCCUGCUGAAGGACAUUGAUACAGAAUGUUCAGGGGAAUACAGCAUUAUUCCAUAUGCCGUAUCAGAGGGGCCAACCACUUUGCCCUCCACAAAUCAUGUGAGAAGCCACUGCAGAUUCCUCUCUUUGGGCUCUGUGCUGAGCUUCGACCUACCUAAGGACAUGACCCUCAUCCCAAGCAUUCAGGACAUCAUUACCAUCGCCCCUCCGGAGUCCAAAAAAGGUGCAGGGACUGAUCCGGACCCCCUCUCCCAGAGACACACAGCCCUGAGCUCUUUCAAACAGACUCGACCCACUCCUGCCGUCACACACAGUCCAGCAGAUAUCAGCUUUUCUGAAACACAGACUUCGACGGUUGUAGCGAAAGGUCUGCGUGAUGUGGACAAGAGUUUCCAACCACCACGUCCUCUUUCCCUGGAAGAGGAUGAAGACCAGACUGUACCAUGUAACAGCCUAUCUAAAACCCAGUUCAUUCUGCAUGAGGAUGCAGAGCAGGAGUGGGACAAAAUGUCAUCAGAGGGUAAAACCAGUACAGCUGAAAGGGAUGGAACCAGACAGCCUUCCCAGCUCCCUAUUUAUGUGAACCAAGCCCAAAGUACAGCUGAACAUAAACACGGGUGCCCUAGUGUCCAUACACUCAUUCGAGACCUAAAUGGACACCAGUACCAUAAAAAUACAAGACCCCAGAGUGUGCGUGAAGAGAGUCCUGGACUUCCUGGUCCUCUGAGCCAAGCUUCUCACAUGGUAGUGAAUCUGAAGUCAACAGUGAGUGUGAGUGUUCGUCAGGACUCAGUAGACUCUGGAAUCUCCACCUCCAGCAGUAUCAAGCUUUGCACUGAUGCUCCAUGUCCAGAUAACCCCCAGCCCAAGGGAGUGGUGGGGACGCUCAUGUCCCUUAAAGUUGGAGGUAUAGACUGCACUAAAAUGAGGGAGAACACUGUAACAUCAUGGGGUCCAUCAACAGACUCAGCAGAGCUGGAAACAGAGCCUGUCCACCUCGACCACCAGCAGUUUCAGGAGGAAGAAGAAGAACUGGAGGACAUCUGGAACCAGACUACUAACUACAGACAGAGCAUCUGCUCAGACAUCAUGUACCAGCCCAACCAGGAAGAGUCUGAACCCUCAGACCAAUCCAAAGAGCCCCUUUCUUGCUCACCUUCACCUAAGACCCCGGCUGUCCUCUACAGGAACCUGGCCACAGCCUCAGCACCCAACCUCCUCGUGGCCGAGUUUAGACUGCCCCCCUACAUUCAGAGCUUGCUGGGUUACGACAAGGAGCAGAGUCCCAAAGGUCACCUCCCUCCACUGGCCAUAGGAGACAGGAGGUCCUGGGCAGCCUUUCCUAACAAGGAACCGGCCAGCAAGACCUCAGUGACAGUGAACGAGACGGCAUCUGAUCCAGUGAAGCUGCCAGAUGUAGGGGACAACCAGAGAUAUAUUUAUCAAUACAGAGAGGAUGAGGAGGAGGAAGAGGAGGCAAAGGUGGGGGAGGAGGUGGAUGAGCACACAGGUUGUUCGAAGGACCAGUCAAUGAGUCUACUGUCAGUUCAUAUGGGUUUGGAUGGCAUCUGUCAGCAAAGAAAAGCCUCACAAAGCCUGGACAACAUGGAGAAGCAGGAAGAAUCAAUGGCCACAGGAGGGCACUGUAGCACCGUGAGUGGAAAGCCUGAGCUGCAGUCUAUGGAGGGAAUGCUUGAGAGGAAGCACAAGCUGCAGUUGGGAGGAAAGAAAGCGGCCUCCAGAGGCUGGAACUCCUACCAUGCCGUCCUAUAUAGGCAAACCUUGUGCUUCUACCAGGAUAGAAAGGAGACACUGAGGAGCUCUGCCUGUGGCCUGCCGCUGAACCUCAUGGGAGCUGAGUGUUCACCUGCACCAGAGUACACCAAAAAACCCAACUGCUUUCGACUACGGCUCCGUGAUGGGUCUGAAUAUCUGCUCAAUGUCUCCUCACGCUUUAUGAUGAAGAAAUGGAUGAUGAAAAUACAAACAAACACAGGUCAGAAUGAGUCUCUGUCUUCAUUAUCAAGUGUCCCAGCUGAUCAAGACCUCCCCAUUUCCUUGAACCCUUCCAUCUGCUCCGGUUGUCAUGGUCUUGCCAAAUGCCACUGCUCCUCCCGACAUGAUGUCACCUCCACGUUACUCGGGCGCAAACCACCGGGCGCCGCCCAAACCAAAGAGAUUGUUGUCCUCACCAGAGAGUUCAGUCACAUGCCACAGAGUCAUUUAAGGAGUGUGGAAGAGCAGUCGACCGUCUCAUCAUCAGAUGGAGGCUGCUGUGAUGAUGAUGAAGGCAGUUUUAAGCAGACAAUGACUCACAGACUGUCAGGAGCAUCCAGAGACAACACCUCCUCCCCCCCUCACUCCCCUGUAUCCAGUGGUCAGGACUGGCUCAGCAACAAGCACCGUUCUCACUCCUUCACAUCAGCAACUUUUCAGAAGAUCAAACCUAUGUUGCACACCCCUGGAGGCAGAGGCCUGGAAAGAGGCUCCAACUACUGUGUGACUCUUGUAGUUGGAGACAAGUCAUCAGACAGUCCAUCCAUAAGCAGAAGCUCUGAGCCCCCGCUGCUGGCCUUAGCUGGAUGGCAGCAGGACACCUAUCAGGACUCUGCUCUGAGGAGCUACGCCAGCCUGCCACAGUCACGCAACAAGUCCGUCUUCAAAAAGUUCUUCGGAAAAAGGGACGUCUGAGUUUUUCAAAUGAUGAUUUUACCAAUAAAGGAUUUUACAAAUAGUUUCUAAUGUGCAGUGCACAUAUUUGUUGAAAAGCAAAAAACUUUACUACUGACUAUAUUUAUAAUUGGAAGAGUUAUCACGAUUUUAUUUUUGAUGUGUUUUAUAUAAAUCACUUCAUGGGCUGAAAAGUCCUUAUAAUAAGUACUUUUUAUGAGUGUUUAUAUUGGUGAUAUUGUUCUUAAAGGAACAAUACUGUGUGAGUGUGCACUGUGUAGUUGUAGAUUUGAUUAAUUGAAAAACAUGUUUUCUCACCAGUCUUAUUUUGUAUUUCCUUUUGUAUUGUUUUGGGAUUGUUGUGUUAUUGGGUUAACAGUCUCUGUAUAACGUAAACCUACCUGUUCAGUAGAGAAACCAUUUAGAAACCAAAUUUAGAGAAUAAUCCCAGUGAUAUCACCUUUGUUCAGUUAUGACCAAGUAUUAACAAUAUCCUGAACUCAUGACACUUACUGUACCAGAUCAUUAUAGCUCCCCUCCUUCACAUGUACAGUGUGUGCUGCAUCAAAACAUUUUCUUCCUUACACUAAAAUCAGCAGUUUGAUACUGCUUGAGCUUGUUUGGUAUUAACACUUUAAAUACUAAUUGUAGCAAAGACUAUUCAUAAUAAAACAUUUAAAAAAAAAAAUGAUUUGCUUCAGCUGUGAUUAAUGGAUGAAGAUAUUUAUUUUUAAUACAGUUGAAAAUGUCUGUUAUUCAGGCUUUGUUGUCAUCUCUGGAGGCUUUGAAGAGAAAAUGGAUUAGAUGAAGAGUGCAAGAUUAAAGGCCAGGCCAGACUAGGAACAUCUUCACAUCAUUAGCCUUAUUUUUGCAUAUUGAAAACCUGCCACCAUUCAAAGACAUGAUUCAACCAAAUCCAUAAUCAACAUUGUAUUUUCUACAGACAUAGCUGCAUAAUGAGUCAUAUGCAUAAAGAGUUUGCAAAAUGCUACUGUUUUGCAUUACAAAAUAUUCAGCGAUUCCCUGCAAGAUCUCUGAGGGACAGAUUAGCAACAGCAGAGAGGGAAAGAAAUGGGUCACUUUUUUUGGAAGAUUUUGACAACAUGAACAAGUAGAAAAGGCUAAAUUAUCUAAAGAAAACUUAAUUGUGCAUGCUCUGAAAAUUGCAGGUCCAAACACUAAACAGGUUGAAAGGUCAGUUAGUUGUGUACAUGUGCGAUGUUGUAUGGGAGUUGCAGUUGAAGUUUAAAAAGAGUAAGGAGUAAUUAAAGAGUAAUGAGUGCUGCUGAAAUGCUAGUUGAACUGUAAAAAGUGAAAGCAAUUGAAAUGUCAGUUAAAGCUAAAGCACCAGAGAUAGUUGAACCAUGUGCACUGUUAAUAGUUGAAGUGUCAGUUGGUGUGUUAGCAGUGACAGCAGUUAAAAUGUCAGUUGAAAUAAUGGAUGGAAUAACAAUAUGUACCAUGGACUUUGGAUAAUGAAAAAAGUACACCUUUCUCCCAUUAACCACCAGUCUAAAAAUUGUGCAGUUUACACAUUAUAAACACACUUUGGUAGAGUAGCACUAUCACAAAUGUCAAAAAUACAAAAAAAAAUAAAUAAAGGAAGAAGCAGCAUUGACUUUGGCACAACCCCUGCACCACCUUUCAGUUCAUACAGCACUGCCAAAAGUCACAGUGUGGUUUUGGCAUGUAUAUACACAUACGCGCAUGCACACAGCAGCUACAGUAGCGUAUGGAAUGGAAACAGCUCGAAAAGCUCUGCGUUUGUGGUGCAAAUUUGUCAAAAGCAUCCAGCAGAGGCAUUAAUCAUGGCACGUAAGCAAUCUGUGAAUCAUUAUCGAGACUAUAGAGCCGUAUGCUGUAUGACCCAAACUAUCACAGUACUGUAACAUAUACCCUAUAUUUCUUCAGUUUAUAUACAAAAUCCCCAUAUAAGGCAUGUCCAUGUGCCACUACAAUGAUCUAUAUGUUAUUAGUGUACUCUGCAAGUUAAUAAUCCACAAUGACAUUCAGGAUAUGAUUGGUAAAUUCACAUAGUUGUUGCAUGCACAUAUGGCACCCAUUUUCUUGAUAUGCAUGGAAUACAAACAUUUGGGUUUUCCCUCCACAAUAAAGACAAUUUUUGUGUUUUUCCUCUUUGUCAAGUUUGGAAUGACAGCCACAUCCUUUGCGGCCCUGAGGGACGCAGCAACAGCCAAUCGAUUGAUCACCAUGCCCCCGAUCUUUGUGUGCUCUCUGUGGCCUCUGACCUCCAUAUCAUCCGCUGACAGCUCCUACUGCUUCCUUCACAGCUCUGGGGGUUUCAACCCUCCCCUGCAGAGACAGUGAUGCACUCGCUCUGCUUGUUUGUCACCACAUUCUGGAGGCUUCCUCUCUCAGCGUGGGAUUACAUGGUGUGGCAAUGGAUACGUGCACCACAAAACACAACACCCACACACUUGGGUUGUUGCAUUUCCCCUAACCAACUGAUAACAGCCCACAUGACAUACCCUCCCAAAGGAGAGGUAAAGUCCAGGUUUUGUUAUGUAGCCAAGUAAAGAGUGACUCACAGGGGUUACCACAGUCAUUCAAAGAGAUCCGGAGGUCACAAGGAACCAUCAAGGUAGUGUAACAGGAGAGGGAUGUCCUCAGGCCUCGACCCCUCCCCUGCUCUGGAUGGAAGAUGGUCCUUGUGCCUCUGGAAGGAUGCAUGACUCUUUACACAUCAAUGAUUUCUACAGGGAAAAUGUUAGAUGUAUUUAUAUGUUAAAAUAAGUGUAGAUUUAUAUCAGUAUUUUUGGAAAAUAAUACAUGCUACUUAUUUUAUGAAAAACAAAUUAGGCAAUGUGUUGACAUCAUGUGAAGAUUUUCUUUGUUUAUUUUCAUUCUCGUGCUUCUUUGAGCUUUGAUCCCAGACUCAAAAGGUAGGCUUGCAGAGGGGUGUGCUAGUGGCCUGGACACAGGCUUUGAAACCCAACACUGUCUGCCUCCAGUAUCCCCAGGGAGCCCAUGAAAGUGAUGUAAUGGGGAGAGUGGUUUGGGAAUCAUCGGUGGGCAGCGGGGUGGUAUAGUGGUUAGGAACACAGAUCAAAUGGCUUAAUUUCCACAGCCUUCAGAUCCCAUUUGACAUUAAUUGCCCACCUGGCAAGACCAGCAGUUACCAACACUUAGUUAUGCCCAUUAGAACAACGAGGUGAAUUAAAGCUCAAUUAUAGCUUUCUGGGAAUAUAUCUGAAAACACAAUGCCUGCGGGCCAUGCAAAGCCUUGUGGUAGAAACUGUGAGAACUCACAUAGCCAGUACAUGCUGAGAAAUGACCUUGAUUAAAGGGACAGGUCAACCCAAAAAUACAUAUUUUUGAUUUUCCCUUAUCCCUUUAAGGGAGUAUUGCUAAGUACUUACCAUGUGCAAGUUUUGGCACUGAGAAAUCUGACAUCACAGAUGCUAAGAAGCUUAGCUCCGCAUCUUUCAAAUAAUCAUGCGAUCAUCUUGGGAAAUAAACAGUGAAUUUGAAGUCUGGCUUUGGGAAAGCUGGAGCAGGCUUUUGUAUAUCUCCCACAUGGUCUUUGAACAAUAUGUCAGAUUUUCAUCAACUGUGUUUGGCAUUUUGACCAAGGGCUUCUCGGACAAUAUACCAUAAUAUGUCCCCCAUCUACAGCUGUCAUUGUGCCUUCUGGGCUGGUACCACAAAGUGCAAUAACUGGAGAAAAAUUUCCUCAUCUAAGCGCCAGCUCCCCACCAUCCACCCCACUGCCCCUCCUUCCCACCAGCAAGCUCCCUUUUGUCCUGGAUUGUUGGUAAGCUCCUUGCAUUUCUGUGUCCUCCAUGUGUGGAGGGAUAAAGGAUACAGGGUUCCACAUAGACAUCUGUCCCGCAGAUAUGGUGCAAAUGCAUCUCUGCGAUAUGGAUAUCACUUCACUUCAUAUUCAUUCAAGCUAUUCUAUAUGGAUUUUCACGCAACACUCUUCCUGCUUAGGACGCAUCAAUACAUUCAAGUCCCCUGACAGUGCAUCCAAUUGUUACAGCUACACAAUGGUUAUAUAUGAACAAACCCAUGGUGCUUACAAUGUAAAAUAGCAAGCAUGAUGUCUGGACAAUGUUACCAUAAAAUAUAGUACUGAAAUAUAGAUGUUUUUUAGAGUGUGGAAAGGGUUUCUCUUUUGUGCAGAAAAGAAUACAUAAUCCUCUUUAUUGCUCUGAAUUAUUUGCUACUGUAUCAAAUAUUGGUAUUAUGAUGAAAUGGAUACACAUCAUGAUACUGUAAAUCAAUGGUUCCCAACCUUUUUUUGUCAGACGUAUUCCCACACAGCCCUGUCGGAUGAACUCAACCUUCAUCAACAAUAUUUCAACCAUUUACCCAUUACUUUUGAGAAACUAUUUGAACUGUUUAUUCAUUCAUUUUAGCUAUCUAUUUAACCAUUUAUACAUUACUUUUAGCUAUUUCAUAAUUUAUCCAAUCUUCCCAUUGGAUUGAAUUGCAGAGGUACUCCUGGCUGGGAAUCACUGCUGCAAAUGAUAUGCCUAUAAUAUGACAACAUGGUUGCUAAUUGCAUCAUAACACAUAAAAUGCAUCCACACACACACACCCUUUACUUGGUAAAACUGGCAAGGCCUUUGUCACUGUUAUAUAACCCAUCUGCUACCCUGCUGCAGGGUGCUGAGGAUCACCUUCCAAUCAGGAGAGCCAGCCCCUUCAGCUGCACUGCUUGGCUUGCCCUACCAUGAACCAUAUCAUCAACUCUAAUUGCCCAUUAAGUCUGUGCCUACAAUAACAAUGCAACGUCAUAUUUCCAUGUUAGUUAAAAAAUACGACCAUUGCGAUGUUGACUUUGAAGCCAAUUCAGCGACUGUUAGUGCCAAUUGAUCCAGAGGUACGUCAGCAGUGGCCACAGAACAGAUGCUGGCGCAGCAGCAUGCCUGACGCAGAUCACAGCUGGCAGCUCUCUCUGCAGCCAACCUGACAGGUUACAUCAGUUAUACAAGCAGUAUUAAAAAAACAAGCCGAAAAAGCCUUGCAUGUAUUUUCACUUUGAAAUGACCUGAAGAUGCUUUGGUGUUGAAAUAAAUAUCUUUGCCAGAGGGUUUCUAUUAAAAACCUUGAUACAACUGCCAGACUUCGGAGCUCACGCAGAGUCAGUGAAAUUCCACUUGCAGCGAGUCUGUCUGAUCUGAACUAUCAACAGAACUCAUGAACCUUGAAUGUUCUUGAGCUACUUUAGUCUCUAAACCCCCAAACCCCACAAGUGGGUUCCUCCCCCAAGAAAAUUUGAUGUUAUUUGCCUAAAAACUAUGCAUUUUCCCAUAAUUUUAGACUACUAUCAUUACAAUAUUUAUAUUUAAAAAAAACACAUUGUAGUCACAUUACACUGACAUUUGCAAGAAAGAGUUAAACUAAUAUGCUCACUGAUGAAGCCAGCGUGAUGUCCUGAAGUUAUCCUUCACAUUUCUGUGAGUGCUCGCGCUGUGUGCCAUAAAAAAAAUAAUAAUCACAAAAUACCAUUGGUUAAACAAAGCUUAUAGUGAAGGGAUUUGAACUACGAUUUGCUCAUCCUCCCAAAGUCAGGGUGAAGCCACUAACCAGCUGUAGGGGUGGGUAUCGUUAGGACUGUAUCUUUAUCUUAUCCAUACUCUUAUCAGCCCGGUUCUUUAUCAAUACUGUUACUGGUUCAUUUUCAUUACUAAAGAACUGGGGUUUUUUAAAUUAUAAUUUAAAAAAAAAAGAAUACAUUUAUAACAGGAUUAUAAUUGAUAUAUAUUUUAAAUAUAACAAAAUAUUGUUUCUAGAGCAGCAACAGUUUACAACAGCAAAGUCACUUUAUACACUCAAUAAUAUCUCACUGGAAACAAAUCUAAAAUGUCAGUCAAAUAAAUAGCCUAAUAUUCCUGACGUCAAAAUACCGAGUGAAGUUUAGAAAGAAUGAAGAACGCAGACAUCAGUCAGGAGGAAGGAUGUUUGUGUGUGCAUGUAUAGGAGCUGAGCCCCGCCCUCGGUCAAACCGGGUCAAACACGCAGAGGAGAGGACAGAGAAGCCAGUGCGACCAUAAAAUAUUUGUUAACGGAUCUGCAUCUGCAUGAUUCAAAUGGGUCACAUUUUUAGGUUGGAAAAUUCAGAAUUCUGUAUAAAUCUGGAAAAAUCACAUCGCCGAUACAUACUGAAAACAAGCUACAAAAUUGAAUACCUCUGAAAAUGGCGUUUAAGACUCUUUAAGACUUUUUAAGACUUUUUCAGCACAUUAAUUGUAGCUAAAUUGAUUUAUCAACUUUUAAUACUUUUUAAGACCCCACGGACACCCUGAUAGCUGUAAACCCUUCAGAGACCUCUGAACUAUACCAUUGGAAUAAAUCCUUGCACUCGGACAUCUCAAAAAUCCGAUAUCACACCAUUUAUCCUUUAAUGUAAUCUGAGUGCACAUGGAUAGAAAUUCCAUUAUCUCCCGGGGUGAAGCAUAAAUCCCCAGAAACUAAAAUGAAGCAUAUUUAUUUGUACUGCUGAAUAUGAAAACAAGACUGAAGCUUAUCAUCAUGAACACAUUUGUAACUGCUGAAAUCUUACAUCUUUAAAUGUAAGAAAUGAAUACCAGAGAAAAACAAUCUUGUUGUUGAAAGACAAUAACUGUUUAUUUUGCAAUUUUUUUGUUCAUGCUAGUGGAUGAAUAAACCACGAAAGAAUUGGGCAUAGUUGCACCGUUAAAUAUUGACUAAUUUUCAGUGAGCACAUCCUCGGGUUGACGGGACAAACACAAGGGAGGCUCAUAUAGCAAAGAACUAAAUUAAUAAACAGGGGCACUGCUUUGUUUGCCCCUUUAUGAAACAAACAGCACCACUUACAACAAAUGAAUAUUAUACAUAUUAUAAUAAAUGAGAAAUGCCUGCUAGAGGCUUGAAAAGACCAGCAGCUAAAUAAAAAAAAAUAAAAUGAAACAGAGCUGUUUUGAAGACUAGUGGUCUUUGGCUCUGAGAGCACGGGAUAUUUACACACUAAGUGAACAAUUCCCCCACUUCUAAUGAAUUAUUCAGCAUGCAAUCCAUUUUGAGGCUGUAUGAGAAAUUAAAAAAUAAAUUGUGUACAUAAAUACAUGCAUGUGACACACUAACUCUUCCAGCAGCUAG